CAGAACUCUUGUGAAGUGAAACUCUUCAACCUUGAAGCCAAGUGCUGCCUUGUUGCGAAGACUGUGACAACCCUCACUUAAUAAAACAGCCUUUGACCUGUGGACAUCUUCAGGAACCAGCUGUGGAAGUGGCAAAAAUGGCCUCAACUGGUUUACGCCGUGAGAAACACCUGCUGACCUUAGGCAUCUGCUGUUCGCUUGAUAGACGCUAUGGUCGUCUGGUGAGGCCAAUGCAAAUCCUUCAGAUAAUCGCUACAAACCUGAGGAACCGUCCUCUGAGCAGAUCAAACAUCGACUCCAUUUACGAGUCCAUACCCAGCCUGUACCACAGCCUCGUGACAGGUUCUAAGGACUUCCCUUUAAUCCCAGUGAAAGGAUUGUACAUCUCGCGCCUGAUGUUCACGCCCUUUCCUCAUAGCAGGCACAGCCAGAGGGAGAAUGCCCCACCAUCUCCUCUAACCGAAGAACCAGCAAGUCUGGUGGUGCCCACUGCAGGCUCCAGUUCUCCUCCUCCAAAUAUACUGACUCCAGUUCUUCCUGAGAAGACGGAGAUAGAAGCGCUGAAGGCCGACCGCAGGAACUGUGUCCGCAGCUUGGAGUUUGAUGGCAGCACUGUCACCAGAGUCAUCUCCACUGUGUACCGCACUGAAAGCGCUGAGCUGACCAACUGCUGGAGAGUGACCGACUACACUGCAGACGGACACCUUCUCAUGUCAGUCCUCUGUCGGUUUAAUAAGGUGUCGACAAAGUGCGCAAGACUCUGA
Messenger RNA from Xiphias gladius (swordfish), 764 nucleotides. RefSeq lists its product as uncharacterized. The transcript has 2 exons. Bases 138 to 764 code for a protein of 208 amino acids. NCBI's taxonomy places the organism in Eukaryota, Metazoa, Chordata, Actinopteri, Istiophoriformes, Xiphiidae. The record is from RefSeq and is a predicted model, not a curated record.